Penicillium bovifimosum is the source of this 1188-nucleotide messenger RNA. RefSeq names its product pepsin-like aspartic protease. Bases 1 to 1188 code for a protein of 395 amino acids. The record is from RefSeq and is a predicted model, not a curated record. Lineage: Eukaryota; Fungi; Ascomycota; Eurotiomycetes; Eurotiales; Aspergillaceae. Gene Ontology annotation, biological process: proteolysis. The transcript is spliced from 3 exons. Gene Ontology annotation, molecular function: aspartic-type endopeptidase activity.
AUGGUUGUCCUCAACACAAUUACCGCCGCCAUCGUUGGCUUCUCAGCCAUCGCUUCCGCUGUACCGGUCAAGAGCCCUCGCAAGGGCUUCACUGUGAACCAAGUGUCCAAGCAAGCUUCUCGCACCCGCACCGUCAACUUGCCGGGUGCCUACGCCCAUGCUAUUGCCAAGUACGGUGGCUCCGUCCCGGAACAUGUUCACGCUGCUGCUGCUAGCGGCAGUGCCGUUACCACCCCCGAGGAUGGCGACAUUGAGUACCUCACCCCGGUCACCAUUGGCAAAACCACUCUGAACUUGGACUUCGACACUGGCUCUGCCGACCUCUGGGUCUUCUCUGAUGAGCUUUCCUCCUCGGAGCAGAGUGGCCACGACGUCUACAAGGCCCAGGACGGCAGUGGUUCCAAGAUCUCCGGUGCCAGCUGGUCUAUCUCAUACGGCGAUGGCAGCUCUGCCAGCGGUGAUGUUUACAAGGACACUGUCACCGUUGGUGGAGUCAAGGCCACUGACCAGGCCGUUGAAGCCGCCAGCAAGAUCAGCUCGCAGUUCGUGCAGGACAGGAACAACGAUGGCCUGCUGGGUCUGGCUUUCAGCUCCAUCAACACUGUCAGCCCUAAGCCGCAGACUACCUUCUUCGACACCGUCAAGGACCAGCUUGACGAGCCUUUGUUCGCCGUGACUCUCAAGCACGCCGCCCCUGGCACCUACGACUUUGGAUACAUCGACAAGUCCAAGUACUCUGGCGACCUUAUCUAUACUGAUGUUGACAGCUCCCAGGGCUUCUGGACCUUCACUGCCGAUAGCUACAAGAUUGGCUCCGGCUCUAAGGGCGAUUCUAUCACCGGUAUUGCUGAUACUGGAACCACCCUCCUCCUGGUUGACGACGAGGUUGUCUCCGCCUACUACAAGGAGGUUUCCGGCGCCAAGAACGACAACUCCGUCGGUGGUUACACUUUCGACUGCGAUGCCGACCUCCCUGACUUCACUGUGACCAUUGAGGGCUACGAUGCCGUUGUCCCCGGUGAGCACAUCAACUACGCCCCCAUCACCGAUGGCAGUUCCACCUGCUACGGUGGUAUCCAGAGCAACUCUGGCAUUGGCUUCUCCAUCUUCGGUGAUAUCUUCCUCAAGAGCCAGUACGUCGUUUUUGACGACCAAGGACCUCGCCUUGGCUUCGCCGCCCAGGCAUAA